CCCAGGAACAUCCAAAUUCCAUGAAACUUUCAGGAUAUAUUGGGGUUGGAAAGAAAAGACUACCAUAACAUUUUCGGCCCGAAACCUUUUGAUUUUAGGGAGAUAUGAACCGAACAAGGGUCAAAAAUGACUGAUUUGGCAUCCCAAAUUUUUCGGUCUUGGUUCCUUCAAUAUAUUAAUAUUUUUUUUUCUUGGAAAGAGCAUCUUAAGAUGCAGGGCAGGAUGGGGCCGUUUUUUUGAAAUAGUCCAUUUUUAAGCGCAAAAAAGAGAUCAUAAGUUCAAUUACUGAAAAAAGUGUCAAAAAAUGGUAACCAAAUCAUAUAACUGGCUGUAUAUUAACCAAAAAAAGGUUUAAUUAAAAAAAAUGGCCCCAUCGUGCCCUGCGCCUUGAGAUGCUCUUUCAAACAAAAAAAAAAUAUUAAUACAUUGAAUGAACCGAGAAGGAGAAAUUUGGGAUGCGCUUUUGAGAAAGUGGAAACUGAGAAAAAACGAAAAAGAUUUUGGCGAAAAUUUUUUUGAUAUUUUAUCGUUUUUAGCAAUUUUUAGCGUCUAUUUGAAGAAAUUGACUAACAGUUGUCUAUAUAAUUUUGAAUUUUGUAUAACCAGAACCUUUUAUGACAUGUUGAACAUCUGUAAAAUAUUAUGUUACUUAUAUCGACAGGGACAUGGUCGACUUGAUCGAAAAAAUACUGGUAACAUUAACUAUACAUUGUCUCAUUCUUUUUUGUUUACUGAAAAGGAUACUUAUUACAAAUAUAUUGUAUCACUAUAUACUAAAACCAGCAUUUAUGAUGUAUAAUUGUUAUCAGAGAGAAAGAAAGAAAAGACAAAAAUAGUCUAACAAAUGACUAAUUCUUAUGAAAUGUAUCGAUCAUACUAGAACACAUCGUUUGCGAUGCCUUUUCUUUGUUUUGCUUUCCUUCGCUCUUGAAAUUUAUUUUUUCGUGUUCUCUAAUUUCCAGUCAUGUUCUAAACAUACAAGAACGUGUGCCACGUUUGUUUGUCUUUUUUAUCAGUAUAUGAUGAUAUUAGUGUGUUCAAAAAGUAAAUAAACGAGGUCAGAUUUUGAUUUCAUAAAUAUUUUUUUAGAUUUAUAUUUGACUUAUUAUCACAGCUGUUUUUUCAAGAAUUGUUGAUUGAAACGUCAUGUCCAAUAGAAAAAGCGUAAAACGGUAUGUGAUAUCAAACAAAUUUUUAUUCUACUCUCUAUCUGAAAUCAUUGAAUAUUGUAACUAAUGCUAUAAGGAAAAAAUUUUUAUUUGAUAAUUAUUCUUAUUAUAAUAAAAAAAUUUUAAUAUUAGACGCAGUAGACGAAGAACAUCGAUUCGUAAAGUUCAAAAUAAACGAAUGGAAGCAUCAUCUUUACAAUCGAAAAACAUAUCAACAACACAAACUACAACGUCAAAUCUAACUACAUCUUCAACACGUUCGUCUUUACCAUCACAACAGAAGAUUAAAAACAAAACGAAGUUGGAUAUAACAUCAACAUCAUCAAAGUCAUAUUCGAAAGUACCAUUGGAUAGAUACUCAAUAAUACAAAAUCAAGUGUUAUUGUCUCUUAUUUUCAAGACAAAUUGUGAAGCUUGUAGAAAUCGUUGGAGUGGAAAUAUGAACAUCAACAAGCGCGAAGGUUUAUUCCUGAUAUUAUCUUUUCAAUGUUCAAUAUGUCAAAACAUAAUCACCAUUGAAACAAGUCCGAAGAUUGUUGCAUCAGAUCGCCGAGACAUCAACGUAAGAUCAAAAAUAAGUGGUCAUUUGUGUGGUAUCAGACAUGCUGGAUUAGUGAAGUUGAUGGGUGCUCUGAAUUUACCGAGUCCCAUUCAAGAUGAAAGAUAUUCCAAAUGGAAUAGAAAUUUACUAAUUGUAGUAAAAUCAUUCACCGGAAGAUCAAUGAAGAAAGCAGUAGAGGAAACUGUAGCUGCUGAAAAUGGUACAGAAUUAAUGGUUAGUGGAGAUGGAUUCUGGCAGACUCGAGGUUUCCAAAGCAGACAUGGUGCGGCUGCUCUUUUAUCUUGUAACCCAACACCAAAAGUACUGGAUAUAGAAACAUGCAGUGCACUGUCUAUUAAAACAUCCAAUCCUGCUAAAUAUGAAAAUAUUAUUAGAACGCAUCGAUGUGAAAAAAAUUAUGAAAAAAGUUCUGGUACAAUGGAAUCUGCUGCUAUUCUUACUAUGUUCAAACGAUCAGUUUCAAAAUAUGGAGUUUACUAUACUAAGUACGUUGGUGAUGGUGAUUCAAAAACCUUCCCAGUGCUUUCAAAAAUCGUACAUUAUCCAGGAAAAGAAAUUAAAAAAAUCGAAGACUUGAAUCAUUUUAGCAAAAGAAUGAAACGAGGAUUAGAAACAAUAAAACGUGAACACGGACGAAAAAAACUAUCUGAUGGUAAAACAAUUGGUGGUAAAAAUCGUCUAUCUGGAGAUAUUUUCAAUGUCAUGUGUGGUUAUCGUGGUUAUUAUACUGAUCAAGCAAUGGUACGUUUUGAUAACAAUCGACUGCAUACGGAGUCAAAAGAAAACAACAGAAAAAGAAGAAAAGAAGCUGGCCAUGUUUUGAUUCAAAAUGACGAUGAAGAAGAGGACAAUGAUGCAGUAAUCGAUGGUGCUGAUCAAAUAGAUGAUGAUUAUAAUGAUACAAAUACUGUGACUGGAGCAGCACCUGAGAAUAAUGACACAACAACUGAUAGUGACGAACAUGUCACUGAUGAUAAUGACACAAUAUCAAGUAAUGAUGAGUCAUUAGAUGAUGAUUAUGGUUAUUAUAAUUCCAAAGAUAAAAGAACAUGGAUAGAAGAACAAUAA
Messenger RNA from Rotaria sp. Silwood1, 2799 nucleotides. The record is from the annotation of a GenBank genome assembly. NCBI's taxonomy places the organism in Eukaryota, Metazoa, Rotifera, Eurotatoria, Philodinida, Philodinidae.